AUGGCAUCGUCAAUGACCCAGCAUGUCGAAACCAUCCCCAUUUCUAGCACAUCCCACCCGGAUAACCCGGUGCCGGAAGAGCCUACCACCUUACCACAUCUCAGAAUAAUGCAUCCAGGAACCACCUCUUCUCCUGGCACGCAGACAUCCUCUGUAUCUACAAUCGGAACUUUUGACUUGGCCAGUGAUUCCGAGACUCCAUCCACGCCAGCAACUGAGCCACUGGCCGAUGAAGUCAUAGAAGGGACAGCAGACCUCACCCUUAGCCCGAAAUCUCCCCCACAGCCUACCCAACGUCGAAGACGAGCCUCCACUGUGCUGAUAUCUCAGAGCUCACAUGAUGUCCAGAAGAUUCUAGGCAGCACUCAGGGCGGCACACAUGUCCUGGAAAAACUGUGCUGUGGCGGAGGAUGCUGCAAACUUCAGCCACUCCAGGAGCCUGCGUCCUCUUCCUUGAUCCAUCCUGUCAUCAAACCAAAGAACAAGGCAUUUGAAAGCUUGAAGCUGCAACUAGGCCAAUUGUCACACGACAGCGCCUUGACCAACAUUACACCUAUGCCCGAAAAGACUGUGUCCUUUUCCCCUGUGCCUGCAGAAUUCGCCCAUGAGGACCUGGGACCACCAGAUCAUCCGCCUCGAUUUGUCCAACCACAUCCUCCUUAUGAAGUUUACCGUGCUCCCCUUCGCCACGCCCGAGAACUGACCAAGCCAGGUGCUGAAAAGCGAACCUACCAUUUUGAUAUCGACGUCACAGAUUACCCUGCUGAGGGCGGCAAUGUUGACUUCGUGGUUGGGGGCGCGAUUGGCGUCUGUCCGCAAAAUUCAGACCAGGUGGUGGAUAACGUUUUUGACCUCCUUAACAUUCCGAAGAUGGUCAGAGAUAGGAAAGUGAUGGUGCACACUACUGCCGGUCGAUGGCCCACUGUCUGGGGAGAUGAAAAACCUCGCAGCCUGGUGACUACCAGGCGCCAACUGCUUAGCUGGUGCUCCGACCUCCAGAGCUACCCACCCACAAAGCAAAUUUUCCGACUCAUGGCCGAGUACGCCACUGAUCGAGAUGAGAAGAAGAUAUUGAUGUUCCUCUCAUCUGCGCAGGGGCAGGGGGCAUUCUGCGACCUGCGCACCGACCGACAUACCACCAUAUCUCAACUAUUAUCCGCAUUUCCUUCCUCCCAGCCACCCCUCGACCACCUGCUCUCCACUCUCAACACCCUCAUGCCACGAUUCUAUUCCCUUUCGCAGGAUCCCCUCGUCUCAUGCACCCUCAGCGAUGGCAAAUGCCAGCGCCUGAUUGAGAUCGCUGUCACCGUCCACGAAGCCCCUGAUGGGCGUGGCGGUAAUCGAACGGGCGUUGGCUCCGGCUUCCUCGAACGGAAAGCGCAACAAAUUCUCGAAGCCGAGAAAUCUGGCAAAGACAUCUCAUCCUUGGACCUGCACAUCCCAAUGUUCCGUGGUCUGAUGUCCAAUCCCCUUGCCCGGGAAUUCGUCUCGGAUGGCCCCAUGCUUCUCAUCGGAGCUGGCGUGGGCGUUGCUCCGUUCCGCGGCUUCGUCCAGCGUCGCUUGAAGUCUGCAAACUGCGCCAACAAAGUGUGGGUUCUGCAGGGGAUCCGCGACUCGCUGCUUGACGAGCUUUAUUCCGGCGAGUGGGGUGUGCAUGAAGAGACUGUGAAGAAGGUCGUACAGAGCCGGAGUGGCGAGGGCAAGUAUGUGCAGGAAGAGGUGCGCAAUCAGGCGGAUCUUGUCUGGUUUGUUAUCAACUCGCUUGAUGGGCGGGUUUUCGUUUGUGGGAGCAGUAAGGGUAUGGGUGAGGGUGUUGAGACUGCGUUGGUUGAUGUUGCGAUGGCGAAGGGAAAUUUAAACCGCGAGGAAGCACAGCUCUUCUGGCAAGGGAAGAAGGACGCAGGUCAAUAUAUCACGGGAGGCAACCGCUGA
Messenger RNA from Paracoccidioides lutzii Pb01, 1932 nucleotides. RefSeq names its product FAD binding domain-containing protein. Bases 1 to 1932 code for a protein of 643 amino acids. The transcript is spliced from 2 exons. Gene Ontology annotation, biological process: homocysteine metabolic process. The record is from RefSeq and is a predicted model, not a curated record. Gene Ontology annotation, molecular function: flavin adenine dinucleotide binding; [methionine synthase] reductase (NADPH) activity; FMN binding. Gene Ontology annotation, cellular component: cytosol.